Messenger RNA from Mandrillus leucophaeus (drill), 4003 nucleotides. RefSeq names its product casein kinase 1, gamma 1 (gene CSNK1G1). Bases 525 to 1928 code for a protein of 467 amino acids. The record is from RefSeq and is a predicted model, not a curated record. The transcript is spliced from 16 exons. Lineage: Eukaryota; Metazoa; Chordata; Mammalia; Primates; Cercopithecidae. Gene Ontology annotation, cellular component: nucleus; plasma membrane; cytoplasm. Gene Ontology annotation, biological process: peptidyl-serine phosphorylation; endocytosis; positive regulation of canonical Wnt signaling pathway. Gene Ontology annotation, molecular function: protein serine/threonine kinase activity; ATP binding.
CCAGCCAGGAGCCACCCAUCCUCCAGCACACUAAGCAGCAAGCUGGACACGUGGCACACUGAUCCAAAUGGAGAGUGUCCUUUGCAGCCUGAUCACACAAAUGAUGAAAAAGAAUAGAACUUUCUCAUUCAUCUUUAAAUAACGUCUCCUUGUUUACCCUGGCACGAACCAGCCAUGGGCACAGACCAAGAGCCAAACUGGGAUAAACAAGGGUUGCUUUGUCCCUGGAUGACAUGAGAUGGUCAUCACCACAUUAAAGGUUCUUAAGCUAGAGAGUAACAGGAGGUAUUUGUAUGUAUUCAAGGUUACAAGAUGUUCAACUAAGCCUGAGACCUAGUGACUACAUUUCAUACAGGAACAAAUCAAUGGUUUUUCAUCUCCCGGAGAUACAUUAGAAACAAAUAUGGUGCUAAAAGAACUCCUUACCUUUCUCUGACUACAAUUUAUUUGGACAUACUUUUGUAUUGAAGAGAGGUAUACACACUGAAGCUACUUGGUGUACGGAGACUUUGUCCUGUAGGAUCAUGGACCAUCCUAGUAGGGAAAAGGAUGAAAGACAACGGACAACUAAACCCAUGGCACAAAGGAGUGCACACUGCUCUCGACCAUCUGGCUCCUCGUCAUCCUCUGGGGUUCUUAUGGUGGGACCCAACUUCAGGGUUGGCAAGAAGAUAGGGUGUGGGAACUUCGGAGAGCUCAGAUUAGGUAAAAAUCUCUACACCAAUGAAUAUGUAGCAAUCAAACUGGAACCAAUAAAAUCACGUGCUCCACAGCUUCAUUUAGAGUACAGAUUUUAUAAACAGCUUGGCAGUGCAGGUGAAGGUCUCCCACAGGUGUAUUACUUUGGACCAUGUGGGAAAUAUAAUGCCAUGGUGCUGGAGCUCCUUGGCCCUAGCUUGGAGGACUUGUUUGACCUCUGUGACCGAACAUUUACUUUGAAGACGGUGUUAAUGAUAGCCAUUCAGUUGCUUUCUCGAAUGGAAUAUGUACACUCAAAGAACCUCAUUUACCGAGAUGUCAAGCCAGAGAACUUCCUGAUUGGUCGACAAGGCAAUAAGAAAGAACAUGUUAUACACAUUAUAGACUUUGGACUGGCCAAGGAAUACAUUGACCCCGAAACCAAAAAACACAUACCUUAUAGGGAACACAAAAGUUUAACUGGAACUGCAAGAUAUAUGUCUAUCAACACGCAUCUUGGCAAAGAGCAAAGCCGGAGAGAUGAUUUGGAAGCCCUAGGCCAUAUGUUCAUGUAUUUCCUUCGAGGCAGCCUUCCCUGGCAAGGACUCAAGGCUGACACGUUAAAAGAGAGAUAUCAAAAAAUUGGUGACACCAAAAGGAAUACUCCCAUUGAAGCUCUCUGUGAAAACUUUCCAGAGGAGAUGGCAACCUACCUUCGAUAUGUCAGGCGAUUGGACUUCUUUGAAAAACCUGAUUAUGAGUAUUUACGGACCCUCUUCACAGACCUCUUUGAAAAGAAAGGCUACACCUUUGACUAUGCCUAUGAUUGGGUUGGGAGACCUAUUCCUACUCCAGUAGGGUCAGUUCACGUAGAUUCUGGUGCGUCUGCAAUAACUCGAGAAAGCCACACACACAGGGAUCGGCCAUCACAACAGCAGCCUCUUCGAAAUCAGAAUACAUCAUCAGAGCGCCGAGGAGAAUGGGAAAUUCAGCCCAGCCGGCAGACCAAUACCUCAUACCUGACGUCUCACUUGGCUGCAGACCGCCAUGGGGGAUCAGUGCAGGUGGUUAGCUCAACCAAUGGAGAGCUGAAUGUUGAUGAUCCCACAGGAGCCCACUCCAAUGCACCAAUCACAGCUCAUGCCGAGGUGGAGGUAGUGGAGGAAGCUAACUGCCUGAAAAUGCUCAACCUGUGGUGCUGCUGUUUCUUUAAGAGGAAAAGGAAGAAGACUGCUCAGCGCCACAAGUGACCAGUGCCUCCCAGGAGUCCUCAGGCCCUGGGGACCCUGACUCAAUUGUACCUGCAGCUCCUGCCAUUUCUCAUUGGAAGGGACUCCUCUUUGGGGGAGGGUGGAUAUCCAAACCAAAAAGAAGAAAACAGAUGCCCCCAGAAGGAGCCAGUGUGGGCAGCCAGGGCCUAGUGGGUCAUUGGCCAUCCCCGCCUGCCUAAGGCUCUGAGCAGGUCCCAGAGCUGCUGUUCCUCCACUGCUUGCCCAUAGGGCUGCCUGGUUGACUCUCCUUCCCAUUGUUUACAGUGAAGGUGUCAUUCACAAAAACUCAAGGACUACUAUUCUCCUUCCUCCCCUUAGUUUACUCCUGGUUUUUACCCCACCCUCAACCCUCUCCAGCAUAAAACCUAGUGAGCUAAAGACUUUAUUUGCAGAAGGAGAUCAAGAGGCUGGGGGUAAGGCCAAGAAGGUAGGAGGAAAAUGGAGACCUGGGCUGGAGAAGAACCUUCUCCGUGUCCCAGGUGUGCCUGGCAGUAUGGUUUCCUCUUCCUCUGUGCCUGUGCAGCAUUCAUCCCAGCUGGCCAUGGGGUUCAGGUUCCUUCUUCCCUCCCUCCUGUGAAGUUACACUGUAGGACACAAGCUGUGAGCAAUCUGCAGUCUACUGUCCCUGUGUGUUGGCGUUCUUAGCUUUUUUGACAAACUCUUUUUUCCAGGCGGUAGUAGGACAAUGAAAAUUGUUCUGAGCAAAGGAAAGAAAACUGACUUUGUUGCACUUUUAGUUUUUUUUUAAAAAAACAAAAACAAAAACAUGGCAGAUGCAUAUUGUGUCUGGUUAUAUUGGGGGUUUCACUUUUACCUGUUUUGAGGGGGAUGGGGCCAGCCAAGCCAUUCAGAGAGAACAUGGGUCCAGAGGACAUUCUCAGUGGAAAGAGUUUGAUCUGCACCACCCAGAAGAGAAGCCAAACUCGGUGUCAUUCUGAGUGAACACUCAGGUUGGCAAGAAAACAUACUUGAAUUUUCAUUCAUCUUCUCAGCAGCUGAAGAAUGUCCCUACCAGAGCAUCUUGACCUAAUCAGCUUACAGUUUGAAAACCUAGCUCUCCAGCACAUGAGAUGAGCCAGCCGAACCAGACUGUGACCAGGAAACAGCUCAUCCCAGAGAAGGAGAUGCUUAACAAAAAAAAAAUAAUAAUAAUAAUGAAAUUGUUUCUUCUGCUGCCAGGGACUUCCAACUAGAUAGCCAUGUGAUUUCCUGGUGACUUGGGGGACAAAUUAGUGAUGAAACAGCCACCACCAUAUUGCCAUUAGUGGAAAAAAAGAGGAGGACAGUGAACCUACCUUCCACCUGCCAGAGGGACCUCGGGUUGUGGCAUUAUAGGGCCAGGAAAAGAAAAUCAGUGUAUCCUAUCUCCCCCAAUAGCUGAGCUGUAGCAUUUGGGCUGGCCUGCCUUAUCAGAAACCAAGCUUAUGAAGAUCUUCUCCCAGCAGGUCCAUAGCAGUAAGCUUAGGAUGCAGUAUAUGGGGCUGCAUUUAAAAGGAGGGAAAGAUUGAUUGGUGCUGGAAUAUUCCAGGGAAAAGGAAACUGGAGUGAAAGGUCUGAAAUUAUCUUCUCAACUGGACAUAGACUCCUUCCAGAAAGGUGGCCAUGCCUCUAAGCAUGUUUUCCCCAGUAUGCCCUCGGCCUCCCCCCGUGGUGUUUUCAUAGGAGGUACUACUGUGAAGGAUCUUGUUUCCUCAUUCACUGUUUGACAAGUCUUUCAUGUGGGAAGUUACUCUUCUCAUACCCAAUUUUCAUUUGAGUUUAGUAGCUUAACCAAACAAUGACUGCCCAUUCCAGAGGUGACAGAAGAGAAAGGGUCAUUUACAUCAGGAAAGAGGUCUUGUAUCUGGGAGUAGAGAGCCAACCAUGGAGCACAGUGGCUGGUGGGUGACUUAGUCUGAUGGUUUGUGGAGCAUAGAAGUCUUCGCCUCUAGCUUGAGGUGUAGGGCUAUCUUUUGGACUGGAGGGUGUGGGGAUAUUUUCUGGUAGUUGCCAUUUCUUGAAAAAUUCCCUUGAUGUACCUUGCACAGAGCAGAAAUAGCAUUAACAGUAUCAGA